GAGAGAGUGAUAUAUCUUAUUAGAAUUUGGACCACAGACGUAAACCUAGCUUGCUGCCUCUAGGACACCAGGUUUCAACGCUUCUCCUCUCGUCGCAUACAUUGAGAGAGAGAGAGAGAACUUUAUCGUCAUGUAUCCCUGUGUCUUCCUGAACCCUUAGGCCAAAUCCAGAAUCCUUAACCAUCAUAUUUGAAGGAUUUGUAGGUUGGACCGGACCGGAUUUCGGAAAAUGUCAAAGACAGAUUCAAAUCUCAACAAUGUUAACGAGACCCAUCACAUAGUUGCAGUGGAAAAUUCACAACCCAGAAACCGAAGCUUCAGUUUUCUUAGGAGAUUAUUUGAAGAGCAUUACCCACCCAGCUUCCUCAGAAAGGUGGUUGCAGAGGUAAUGGCAACGUUUCUGUUGGUGUUCGUAACUUGUGGCUCAGCAGCACUCAGUGCAAGUGAUGAACACAAGGUGUCAAAGCUGGGAGCUUCGGUUGCAGGUGGACUCAUCGUGACCGUGAUGAUCUACAGUGUGGGACAUAUUUCGGGUGCGCACAUGAACCCCGCCGUCACGUUAGCAUUCGCCGCCGUGAGGCACUUUCCUUGGAAACAGGUUCCAUUUUAUGCUGCAGCUCAACUGACAGGAUCCCUGGCUGCCUCAUUUACACUUCACCAACUCCUGCACCCAAUGAAGAACAUCGGCACUACGUCACCUUCAGGCACAGAUGUUCAAGCUUUGGUCAUGGAGAUAGUUGUUACAUUUUCAAUGAUGUUCGUCACUUCAGCCGUUGCAACCGAUACUAGAGCUAUAGGAGAGCUAGCAGGGAUAGCAGUCGGAUCCGCAGUUUGUAUAACUUCCAUUUUGGCCGGGCCAAUAUCAGGUGGAUCCAUGAACCCUGCUAGGACCAUAGGUCCAGCCAUUGCAAGCGAUCAUUACAAGGGAAUCUGGGUGUAUGUGGUAGGGCCAAUAUCAGGAACACUAUUGGGAGCGUGGUCCUACAACCUGAUUCGAGCGACAGAUGAUAAACCACCAAUCCAUGAGGUUUCAGUGAGAUCAACAUCUUCAUUCAAACUCCGUCGUCUGAGGAGUGAUGACGGACAGCUUACAGACAAUGAUCCUCUGGAUGCCCUUUAAUAAUGUGCAUGUUUCAACUUUGAACACAAUGCCGGGUGCCUCCUUGCCUUCUCUCUCAAUGCCAUUGCUAUUGCUUUUUAAACCUCUUUCUCUUUUUAUUAACGUCCAAUCCAGUUUAUUCUGACUGUGUUGCAUUAUCAUACCACAACUUCUUUUCUUUUUCUUUCUUUGUUUCUUUUGAUCAAUCAAUGUACUUCCUCUGUAUACGAAUGGCCACGCCAAAUGGGUCGGGUUGCGUUUGGCUGGGAAUUUAAUUUGUUACUUUCCUUUGUUACAAAGGGCUCAGAAGCUUUGGAACAAUCUAUGUAUGAGACAGUGACAUAGCACUUCAAUGUUUAGCAAUACAAUGUGCCAGCCUAUUAUUACA
Molecule: messenger RNA, 1487 nt
Organism: Nelumbo nucifera (sacred lotus)
Lineage: Eukaryota; Viridiplantae; Streptophyta; Magnoliopsida; Proteales; Nelumbonaceae
Product: aquaporin NIP2-1-like
Biological process (GO): transmembrane transport
Cellular component (GO): membrane
Molecular function (GO): channel activity
Source: RefSeq, a predicted model, not a curated record